This is a messenger RNA of Lycium barbarum (goji berry), 3202 nucleotides long. RefSeq lists its product as uncharacterized. The transcript is spliced from 2 exons. The coding region runs from base 165 to 386 and encodes 73 amino acids. Lineage: Eukaryota; Viridiplantae; Streptophyta; Magnoliopsida; Solanales; Solanaceae. The record is from RefSeq and is a predicted model, not a curated record.
AUCCCAAUGACUCGCGAUAACAACGAGCGACUGGGAGGAGGACAUUAUCGUCAUUUCGCUUUCAUAGAGAGAAAUAGAAGUGCCUCUUUGGUCCGCCCCUUUUUCCAGCAUACACUACUAGCAACCCCAAAUUCUCUAAUCUCACACAGCAAGAAACUGAAAAGAUGGGUGGGGGAAUGGAGUACAACAAGAACAAAUGGAUCGAGGAAUGGGGAGCAUCCAGAGAGAAUCUUGAGUACAACUUUCGUUGGAGUCGACGAAAUCUAGCCAUUGUUGGUAUCUUCGGUAUCGCUAUCCCUGUUUUGAUUUACAAAGGAAUCGUCAAAGAAUUCUUGGGCUACAAGCAAGAACUGUGUUAUGGUCUUUCAUUCGACAUCACCGUAUGAAUCGGUGCUACAAUUCUGAAUAUUCAAAGAAAUGGCAUCAAUAUAAUCGGGUUCUACUUUAAUUUACUUAGUUAUAAUCUCUCUAUAUAUUUAUUCUUUGUGAUUUUAUGAUUUUUUUUCCCCCAUAAAUGCAUGCCAAUUAGUUUAAGAAUAACAUCUUUGAUAUGUUUACAAUUUGUUAUUCCAUUGUAAAACUACAAGUUAGUUGGCAUAAAUAUGUAUGUCGCAGGCAUGAUAUCAUAUGAGAUCAUUUUGAAGUAUUUUACUUGAAUGAUCAUAUCAAUACAAUUUUCAAGGUAUAAAAAAAUGAUGUUUCUAGUAGGUGAUACGAAAUUGACUCAAAAACAUGAAAUUGAAAUCAAACAAGGAAAUCAAAGAUAGAAUUAGACCCAAAAUUAGUAUGAGUUUAGAACCAAUUAGACUAAAAGCCUAAUUACCCCUAAGAAUCAUCUAAUUAAGACCCUAAUUUAGGACCUUAUCAAAAAAAAUUAAGACCCUAAUUUAGGAUGAGUCCUAAAGGGAUUAGUGACUUUUGGAAUCCUUAAGACUAGGUAAUUAAGCAAUUAAGAAAUCACUACUCAUUACUCACAACCUAAACUAAUUAUCACUAAGAAAGCAAUAAGGAAUUAAAAGAAAGCUCUCAAAAGGCAUUAAAACAUACAAGGUUAAAUGACAUCAUCUCUUUCUUUGUUCAUCAAAAUCUAUCCCAAAAUGGCUUAGACUUCCUAUCUAUGCUACCACUGUUUAUGUUUAAUGGAAUUCCUAAAUUAGCCUUAAAAGGGGAUGAAAACGUAAUUAGCCACUUUGUUCAAGUUCUGUCUCAAGCGCCUCCUCCUGCGUGCUCGUUUAGCGAUGUAGCUUGGUGGCCUUCUUCGUGGUUGUGUUGGAGGCUCGCGUUCGCGAAGCAAUGUGAUGCCCAUCUCCUGUGGCUCAGGGUCCUCCUGCGCGAUCACAUCUACCUGCUCGCAUACGCGGUGCUCUAGCUCUUGCUGCGCGAUCAUGAAGGCCUGUCAUGAUCACGAUGCUUCUGCAACUUCUGCAGUUUCAACAUUCUGUCCAAGAGCUCCAAAGCUCUGAUUUUCAGCUCCCAGCCCCAGUUCUUGGUCUCCACAACAUUGGGGCACUGUAUAAUGAGUAUGAGACUCCUCCAAAAAGCUCAUGAAUGCUUCGAGCUUCAUGAUCAACAAUUCGAGCGCUUGUAGCUCCCUUGCUUGGCUUCUAGUGAAUGGCCUAGUUGGAGUAGGUGUGGGCAUGGGUGUUACCCCCCCAAAAAAAAAAAAAACCCAAAUUGGAAAAACAUCCUCAAACUUGCAUCAUCAUAUCUACAACACAAGGACUCCUAUGUUAUUAUAUUCCAUCCAUUAAUUGAAUACUCCUUUGGUGGCAUUGACAUAAUAGGUUAACGAGAUAAAUGUGAAAUUUGGUUAGAGCUUUGUAUUAACCGUAUAGAGACAAGUGUGGAAUUUGGAGUACUUCUAGUAAUUUUCCCUAGAAAACAAAUUAUUAACGAGCCUUUGACAACUAUUGAAAAUUUCUUUGUAAAGAAUGUUGUGGAGAAAAAGUUUGUGAGAAAAAAAGAAAAGCCGUUUUGCUUAUAGUAACUAUUGAAGAUGUCUUGAAUUCAAUUCCUAGCAGAGACAAGAGACAAAACACUAGGUGAUUUCUUUCCGUUGUUCAAGUCUUCGUGGACAAAGUUACUUGUUGCUGGUGCGGGAUGGCAGGUAUCCCGUGGAACUAGUCGAGGUGCGCGCAAGCUGGCCUGAACGCCACAGUUAUAAAAAAAAAAAAGUAACUAUUGAAGAUUUAUGGAAGUUUGUGAGUGGAAGAUUUUUCUUUGAUAAUGCCCGUAAACCACUUCUUUAAGAGGAAAAAAACAGAUUUUGAGUAUUAUUUUAGUGACCUUCUUGAAGAAACGUAAAACAAACAAAUUUUGUUAGUAAUAUUAUUUGCAAAAUUUCGAAAGGAUUUCUUCAAAGGUUUGGGAGUCAACCUUAAUGUUAGACUGGAAUGGAUCUGGAUAUAGUGAAAUAGAUACAGAGGGCUCACAUAAUCGAAUCCAAUAAUCUGGGAGUGAGAAUGUAGUUGAUUGAUAUUUAUAAGCUAAAAAAAAAUAAGUUGGGUUAGCCCAACUUAUUUUUUGUGGCUUAUAAGCUGAAUAUAAGUUGUUUUCAGCUUAUAAGCUACUUUAGAUAAGCUAAGUCAAACUGGCCCAAUUAUUUUUUUGAGCUUAUUUUAAGCACAAAAUGACUUUAAGCUGACCAGCCAAACACUCAAAAGAGCUGGAAACAACUUAUAAGCAACUUAUAAGCCAAUCCAAACGGGCUCAUUGUCCUAUGCCCGGUCAAAAGUAAAAUUUUCUGAAGUUGCAUGGAUGGAGUAGCCACUUUGCUUUUUCCCAUUCGUGAUGCUUGAUUCUCAAUAUUGGAAUUUAGUUAGCAAUAUUGCUAAUUUGUCAUGAGGUGACUCCUAUUAGGAACCUUGCUCACUCUUUACGUUUCUUAGUAGUAUCAGCUGCAUCAUAUAAUUGAAGAGCCAUUAUAUGUGCUAUGAGUUUGGGUCCUGCAUCUCCUAUAUUUGAGAUCCCAUGUCAACUUUUUACAGAUUUUUAGUAACAUCAAUAUGCUCUAUUAAAAUUCAAGUCAUUUUUGUGUCAAUGUGGCCUAAAGACUUUCUUUGCUACAUUUCCUGUAUUGGAUAUAUUAUAACUGCUCUUGUUAAUAUAUUAUGGGGUAGUGUUAGAAAAGACUAGUUGUCGUGAUUUUGUUCCAUUAUAUCUAAGCCUAGUUUUUCAUGAGUAUUAACACUAUGAUAAUUGU